AUGGUUGAAUCAAGUUCAUUUUCAACAAAUUUAGCUGAACAAAACCAUGAGCUAACAUUUAACAUACAGACAUCUAUGGAUACAAAUAUACUAUCAGGCGUCAAUAGCGAAAUUUCUACUCCUCCAACUUCUGCCACUACAUGCAAUCCGAUAACAACUAUUACAAAUCUAAAUGAUAAUGUCAACGAAUCACCUAUGAAAAAGGCAAAAUUAAGCAAUAGUACAGAAAAUAAACAACGUUUAUUAGAAGAUAGAUUAGGUAGUAUACUAUCAUGUUGCAUUUGUCUUGAUUUAUCAAAUUUACCGAUGUAUCAAUGUCCAAAUGGUCAUUUGAUGUGUGGUAAUUGUUUUAGUCAUCUAUUAGCCGAUGGAAAACUCAAAGACGAAUUAACAACUUGUCCUAACUGUCGUUGUGAAAUUAAUAAAUCCAAUUGUUGUAGAAAUUUAGCGGUGGAAAAAGCAAUAAGCGAAUUACCAAUUCUAUGUGAAUAUUGUCUUAAUACACUUCUUAGAUAUGAAAUAAAAAUUCAUCAAAGUCAGUUAUGUACUGAUCGGCCUACCGCAUGUGAUUAUAAUUUGAUUGGAUGUACAUGGAAUGGUGCCUAUCAUAAUUUAGAAUCUCAUUUAGGUGUUUGUCAAUAUCCAUCGAAAGCGGGUAUCGAACUGUUAGAUACAUUAAAAGAAAAAAAACAAAUAGCUGAAGAUGAAAAAAAAUGUUUAGAAACCGUUGUUGAUCUAUUAUCAUUGAAUCAAAUAGGUGUCUCAGAUUUAGUAUUAAAACCGUUUCGUACAGAUGAUUUUGUUGCCAAGUUAUAUUUUGAAACAUCACGUUUUACAUGUUUAUCACUUCAAUGGUGUGUACGUGCAAGAAUAAACGAUAAUACUCCACAUCCACAAUUGACAAUGAAUCGUACAUUAAGUUACCAGUUAGUAUUAAAAUCGAAAAUAACACAAACAAUUGAUUUAAAAUUUUUUAUUUUACGUGGACCACAUGGUGAUUUACAAGCGUUUAAACCUAUUAUCUAUUCAUUUGAAUUUAGUCCAAAUCAUACAGAAACAGAAUAUUUAAAAUUGCCAAUAUCAUCAGCAGAAUGUAAUAAAUUAUUAUCGUCAACAUCAAUUAGUCUUCGUUUAUUAAUGGUUCAAGUAGAACGAAAUAAAGAAUGA
This is a messenger RNA of Didymodactylos carnosus, 1167 nucleotides long. NCBI's taxonomy places the organism in Eukaryota, Metazoa, Rotifera, Eurotatoria, Philodinida, Philodinidae. The record is from the annotation of a GenBank genome assembly.